Molecule: messenger RNA, 2614 nt
Organism: Ananas comosus (pineapple)
Lineage: Eukaryota; Viridiplantae; Streptophyta; Magnoliopsida; Poales; Bromeliaceae
Product: BTB/POZ domain-containing protein NPY1-like
Exons: 4
Coding region: 384-2225 (613 amino acids)
Molecular function (GO): protein binding
Source: RefSeq, a predicted model, not a curated record
AGGAGAGAGAAUAGAGAGGAGUAAGGAAUCGAAGGGUAGAGAGAGAGAGAGAGAGAGAGAGAGGCGGCGAAGAGUUAAUAAUCACCAUCAUCACACGACACCAUUUUAAUUCCUCUCUCUCUCUCUCUCUACACCUCUUUAUGAGCCUCAACAACACCUCCUCCUCCUCCUACUCGUACGCAGCAGCAGCAUCAUCAUCAUACAAGGAGGGGGGAGGGGAAAAGGGCGCUGCUUUUUAAUCAAACUCCUCACCUCGCCCUGUGUUGUUUGUGUGCAAAGGUGAGAGCUUUGGCCAAUUGGGUUCCUCGUUUCAACGGUGUAAUCCUCGGAAAGUGGAUGCUUUAAUUUGAGGUGGUUUUGAGGUGGGGAAAGAGAUAAACGAGAUGAAGUUUAUGAAGCUGGGCUCGAAGCCUGAUGCGUUCCAAUCCGAUGGGAGCGACGUUAGGUAUGUUGUUUCCGACCUAGCGACAGACGUUGUCGUGCACGUCGGCGAAGUCAAAUUUUAUUUACACAAGUUUCCGCUUUUGUCGAAGAGUAGCCGCCUCCAAAGGCUGAUUCUCAAGUCCAGUGAGGACGGCACUGAUGAGGUCUUCAUGCACGAGUUCCCGGGCGGCCCGAAAACUUUUGAAAUCUGUGCAAAGUUCUGCUACGGGAUGAUCGUGACCCUCAACGCGUACAAUGUGGUCGCCGCCAGAUGCGCUGCGGAGUUCCUCGAAAUGACCGAAGAUGUCGAAAAGGGGAAUUUGAUUUUCAAGAUCGAAGUUUUCUUAAAUUCUAGCCUCUUUCGCAGCUGGAAAGAUUCUAUAAUUGUUCUGCAGACUACGAAAGCUUUACUGCCCUGGUCGGAGGAAUUAAAGGUGGUCGGUAGAUGCAUCGAUUCGAUCGCUUCGAAAACGUCGGUGGAUCCUUCUAACGUCAGCUGGUCUUACACCUACACCAAGAAAUUGAAUGAAAUAGUCGAAGCCCAGCAAAGAACCGUCCCCAAGGAUUGGUGGAUCGAAGAUUUGUGCGAGUUGGACGUCGAUCUUUAUAAGCGAGUGAUGGUCGCCGUUAAGUCGAAAGGGAGAAUGUCUUCUGAUUUGAUAGUGGAGGCCCUUAAGGCUUACGCGGUUCGAUGGUUACCCGACUCUUACGACGCGCUACUCGCCGACGACUACACAAAGCGGUACAAGACAUUGGUCGAGACCAUAAUUUGGUUAUUGCCGUCCGACAAGGGUUCCGGCUGUUCGUGUAGAUUUCUCUUGAAGCUAUUGAAAGUCGUUAUCUUGGUCGGAGCGGGUGAUCUGCUGAAGGAAGAGCUCAUGAAUCGGAUUAGCGCGCAGUUGCACAAAGCUUCGGUGAAGGAUUUGUUAAUUCCCAUGAAAUCGCCCGGCGAUGAUACCAUCUACGACGUGCAACUCGUUCAAAGCCUUGUUAGUAGAUUUGUAAUGAGAAGUGGGCUAAAUCAGGACACGGAUUUUGUCGAGAAGAGCGAGAGCGAGAUGAUUGAAUUCAACUUAGAGCACGAGUCUUUGCUGGCGUUGGGGAAAUUGGUUGACGGUUAUUUAUCUGAGAUAGCCUCCGAUCCAAAUCUUUCGAUUUCUAGCUUCGUUGAAUUGGCGAAGACGGUGCCUGAAACUGCUAGACCAAUUCAUGAUGGCCUAUACACAGCUAUUGAUAUCUAUUUGAAGGAGCAUCCGAGCCUGACGAAAGCUGACAAGAAGCGGAUUUGCAGUCUAAUGGAUGUCAAGAAGCUCUCGGCAGAAGCGUCGCUCCACGCGGCACAGAACGAGUGCUUACCGCUCCGAGUUGUGGUGCAGGUGCUCUUCUUCGAGCAGUUGAGAGCCGCGACCAAUGCCCUAGCUGCUCCGACCACCGAACCAUCACACAACAGCUCAAGAUCCACAGCCGAAGUUGGAGCAGAAUGGGACCAACGGCAAGUCCCCGAUAACUCGAAUUCUUUAAAGAUCCAACCCGGGAGCUCGAAAAUCGAGGAUGAGGGGCGAAAAAUUACCGACCAACAAAAGAAGAACCGAAAUAGUAUCAAGGAGCGGGGCGGCGGGCUUUUGCUGCCGUCCAGGUCGAGGAGAAUAUUCGACAAGAUAUGGCUCGGGAAAGGGCAGGGGGAGAACAGUAAGAGUUCGGAGACGUCCGGGAGUUCGCAAAGCCCGCCGCCUUCUGCAAAGCCGCGAGAUGGAAAAUCUUCGGGCGCUUCGUCGAGGAAUCGGAGGCACUCGGUUUCGUAGAUCUUUCUCUUGUUCUUUUGUACAGCAAAAGUUAGAAGUGCAUUGCUCACUCCCUCUCUCUUUCUCUCUCUCUCUCUCUCUCUCUCUCUCUCUCUGUGAUGAGAAGGGAAUGGAGGGGUGUUUAAGCAGUUGAAAUCUGCUGCUUUUGUAUGAUCAUGAUCUUUGUAACUUUAGUCUGAUGUAAGCUUAAAGAAUUUGCUGUGUUAGGUUGUUCUGGAGCUCUAUCUAGCAUAGGCAUUUCACUGAGGUUUCCACCUUUUGUUGUUGAAAGAUAAAAUUGAGAUCAAAUGCAUAGAGCAUUUGGUUGGUUUGUCUACAUUUGAAUUAACAGCUUAAUCUUAUUCUCAUCUUUGGGCCUGUUUGUAAUGGAGUUUGUUGCAGUUAUAUUC